AUGACGGACUCCAAAGACGACUUGACUGAAAAAGCGCACUUCGACCCUAACUGGAUUGCUUGGAAUGGAGGAUUUCUACACUCCAAUAACGUGUUGUUUUAUUUUGCAACCUCCCCUUUCUUUGAUCAUGUGUCUGGGAAUCAAUCGCUGUUCACCCAAUGGGCCGGCACUCCCAAUCAAAACGAGAUCUUAGGCACGAGAGCCAAAUUUGAGGCUAACCUACGUCACCAACGUGGGAUCCAGUAUGUGGUCGAGCAUGAUCCUCUCGAGGAAAAGGUCAUGUUUGAUGGCCCCAACGGUCCAGAGAAAUCCAAUGUUUGGGUUAUCCGAAAGCAAAACAGAGAGAGCGAGAGCGACAGCGGUGUCACCAUCUUGGGCUAUUACUACAUUGUCAAUGAUGUGAUAUUCCAAGCUCCUCCGGUCGCUAGCAUUUUCAAAUAUCGCAUGUUGAACACGGUCUCGGCUCUCCAUCAAAUCUUUUCUGCCCCUUCGGAUCUGUCAUUUUUCUCGGCCUCUCAUGGCCACACAUACCACAAGCCAGUGCAGAAAUCGACCACUCGGGCUCUAUCCGGCCUUUCUCAGCAGAGCCAAGAGGGAACACCAUUACCAGAUACUCAAGCAUCUUCGACCGAAAAGAAUCCAGCCGGGUCUGUUCAGCCACAUGAAGAUACCGACAACAGUACGAGGACAGCGUGGGAUGCUCUCCGAAUGACUUUGCAGUAUGGCAUGGAAUACGUGGAUGACAUGCCUUUGGUUGGUGAGCCGGGGAGUUUCAGAUUUUCGAAGUCCAAGGACGCUUCAAGCGGUCAGGCCAAGGAUCAACUGCCUCCUUCAAGCGCGGCCACUCCUGGUCAAUCUCGGGCGACUUCCGCAAUUCCCUCGGCACCCAGCAAUCCCACCGCGGGACCCAAGGGCCCAAAAACAUUGCCGGAAGGACCAGCAAAACCGAAAAGAAGGAAAAGCAAAGCCAGCGAACCUAGUCCGUGA
Messenger RNA from Rhinocladiella mackenziei CBS 650.93, 987 nucleotides. RefSeq lists its product as uncharacterized. Gene Ontology annotation, molecular function: transcription coactivator activity. Bases 1 to 987 code for a protein of 328 amino acids. Gene Ontology annotation, cellular component: mediator complex; core mediator complex. NCBI's taxonomy places the organism in Eukaryota, Fungi, Ascomycota, Eurotiomycetes, Chaetothyriales, Herpotrichiellaceae. Gene Ontology annotation, biological process: regulation of transcription by RNA polymerase II. The record is from RefSeq and is a predicted model, not a curated record. The transcript has 3 exons.